AUGGCUCUUACUAGCAGGCUGCACCUUGUCGGCGUUUUUGUUCUUCUUGUUCAGGUAGCCCGGUUUGGCUUCAGCUCUCCAGUCGGCUCGGUCCGCGCCGAUGCUUGUCCCUUCCCGAACGGCUCGGAGACGGCGAUGCACACCUAUGAAUGCGCAGAUAAAAUGCAAAUCACGAUUUCUGCCAUUAACGUGACUGAUGUGAACGAUAAGCCGAUGUAUCCGAUGGACCCGAAGCAGGCGAUGAUCCUCAACCUCAUCUCGUACAACCAUGGUCAACCGAUCACCGACAACAAAGUUGACGUUGGACUUAAGCAGUAUCAGCGUAGCUGGACCGACAAUACGUGCAACUGGAAGGAGAUUCCCACUUUGGGACUACUCGACAACAUUGACGGCUGCGACUUUGCCCACAACUGCCCGUUGGCUUCUGGACCAUUGCAGCUCAAGAUUCAGCUUGAUCUGUCAAAGUUCGCAGCUAUCAUCAACAUGCUGGCAGCUGGAAAACCCUACGAACUUGAAAUCUCCAUGAAGAACUACAACAAGGGUAACGUCAAUCACGAAGAAAUCGCCUGCGUUGUCGCCCAAGUACAUCUCAUC
This is a messenger RNA of Mesorhabditis spiculigera, 594 nucleotides long. NCBI's taxonomy places the organism in Eukaryota, Metazoa, Nematoda, Chromadorea, Rhabditida, Rhabditidae. The record is from the annotation of a GenBank genome assembly.